GCAACAAUGGCUGAUUCGGUUCCUGCCUGUGCUCUUCUGUGCUUGGAAAGCGACCAGUGCCAAUCCUUCAGCGUAAGCAAAGACUUGCCCAGCGCUUGCUAUCUGAACACAUACCUGCUGGACAAUGCUGGCUGUGUUGAUGUGCAAAGGAACCACUACAAUGUGAAAACGGAUUCACCAUGCCUAAACGGCGGCACCUACAACUCCACCACUUCGACAUGUCGCUGCUACCAUGGCUUUAUUGGACAUUAUUGUGAAAGACUCAUGUAUGACUGUACAGAGGGCUCUCAAUCUCCUCAUUACACUGACCAGAAAGGCCUUUUCUACAUCCUUCCCCCAACCGCCUCCUCGCCAUUCAAGGUCAUGUGUAACAUGAAAUAUGGCGGUAAGGUGUACCUGAUGAGGAAAGACGCAACGUACCCUUAUGUGGAUUUCAACCGGACUUGGGAGGAAUACAGAGACGGAUUCGGAGAUCUUACACUAGAUGGGAACUUUUGGCUGGGGAACGAGAAGAUCUUCCUCAUCUCGACCUACCGGGACAUGAAGCUGAACAUCCAGAUGUACCAUAACAGUGACUUCUAUCAACACUUUUAUAAACAAUUUAAGGUGCUAAAUGAGUCAAGCGGUUAUAAGGCGUCGUACAUUCACCAUUUCGGUAAUAGCAAACACAAUUUCACCCAUUAUCUCGACAACUGCAUGAAAGAUCAGAAUGAGAUGCUAUUCACCUCUAUCGACCGCGACAACGACCUCAAAAAUGGCGAGAACUGCGCGCAAAUACGUCUGUCUGGAUGGUGGUACAACGAAUGCGGCGGUUGUAACCCGACAGGGAAACUACAGAACAGGUCUGAUAUUUACCAGGACUCAGAUCCGAUCUACAUGUCUGUUCCCGUCCCAGGCAAUUGGACCCCUACACUUAUGGAGUUAAGUCUUAAAUGAAUUAACAUUCCAUAAAUCUGAAGAGUGAAUGAAAAACGCUUUCUAAUAUAAUGAUGAUAAUAAUAAUAAUAAUAAUAGUCCACUUUAUU
Haliotis rubra (blacklip abalone) is the source of this 1025-nucleotide messenger RNA. RefSeq names its product fibrinogen-like protein 1. The transcript has 4 exons. Lineage: Eukaryota; Metazoa; Mollusca; Gastropoda; Lepetellida; Haliotidae. Bases 7 to 936 code for a protein of 309 amino acids. The record is from RefSeq and is a predicted model, not a curated record.